GGUUGGCCAGGGAAGGCUGGCGGUAUUUCCUUCCCUGGGUUAUCUGUAAAACGUGCUGCUGCUCUGUGUGAAGAGCUAACAGCUAGGUCAAUACGGGAAAGGUGGACCUGGAAAAGCUGACGUCUGAUUGAGGCCAACCGGGAAACGGUGUUCAUUCACUCGCUGAGUUGAGGCGGCUAGUGUUAGCAUAGCUAUCUGCAUCAAAUUUUAAAAUGUCCUACUCGUCAUCACGAAGCUCCUCGCGUAACACUGACUGCAAGGUGUAUGUAGGUGACCUAGGCAACGGUGCUGCCAAGGGGGAGUUGGAGCGGGCGUUCAGCUACUAUGGACCUUUGCGCAGUGUCUGGGUGGCCAGAAACCCACCUGGUUUUGCCUUUGUCGAGUACGAAGAUCCCAGAGAUGCUGAGGAUGCGACGAAGGGCAUGGACGGCAAAGUGCUCUGUGGUGCCCGCAUAAGAGUGGAGUUGUCAACGGGUAUGUCUCGCAAGUCGCGCCACGACCGCCCCAGCCGCCGGCACUUCGACCCCAACGACCGCUGCUACCAAUGUGGCGAGAAUGGCCAUUAUGCAUAUGACUGCUAUCGCUUUAGCAAGAGGGGGGGUGGCCGCCGCAGCAGGUCCCGCUCACGGUCAAGGUCCAGAGGAAGGCGUUACCGUUCACGCAGCCGAAGCAACGGCCGCGACCGCAGGUGUUAUAAAUCCCCAUCAUACUCAAAGCGCAAAAGCAGUAGAUCUGGGUCCCCAGCACGUUCCAAGUCCAGAAGUCCAGUGCGCAGGUCGUCCAGAAGUCCAGUGCGCAGGUCGUCCAGAAGUCCAGUGCGCAGGUCGUCCAGAAGUCCAGUGCGCAGGUCGUCCAGAAGUCCAGUGCGCAGAGCAGCAAGUCGCUCCCGAUCUCGCUCCCGGUCCGUGUCCCGCCCCAGGGCGCGCAGCAUCUCCAGAUCUCGCUCCCGGUCCAAGUCCCGCUCAGCCACCACCAAGAGGGACAGGUCGUGCUCCACUGAAAAUGCUAACGGUCUUCAUCCCUUGUGUCAGUCGAUCCAGGUCUCCGAGCCAGAGGAAAAGCCCCACUCCUGAUGCCGACUGACCAUGGGGGUGAGACCGCUCCCUGCCCUCUCCUGUUCCGCUGUCCCCGUUUGCCUCGGGGCUUGAAGCCAUUUUACACCUUUGUCUAUGUAUUUGAUUUCUUUCUCCUGUCAUUUUUUAAUUUAUCCCUUGCUUUUCAUCCUCUGACUUUGGCAUUAUUUCAUCUGUAUGUACAAAGGAUUCCCAAACUCCUCUUUCCAUCAUGUACAUUUCAAUGGCUUGUUUUAGUCUUCUUCUUUUUUUUUUUGCAUUCUGUGCGUUUUACUCCAGUUUGUCAGUCUUUUUUUUUUUUAAGCUAAAUGAUUUGGGGUUUUAUUUCAUUUUCAAUGUAAAUGGCGGGAUCUUUUUAAUAAAAUGAAUAUUUACACUAACGUUAGUAAUCUAA
This is a messenger RNA of Salvelinus namaycush (lake trout), 1467 nucleotides long. Its product is annotated as serine/arginine-rich splicing factor 7-like. The transcript has 9 exons. NCBI's taxonomy places the organism in Eukaryota, Metazoa, Chordata, Actinopteri, Salmoniformes, Salmonidae. Gene Ontology annotation, molecular function: RNA binding; zinc ion binding. Gene Ontology annotation, cellular component: nuclear speck. Bases 213 to 1073 code for a protein of 286 amino acids. The record is from RefSeq and is a predicted model, not a curated record. Gene Ontology annotation, biological process: mRNA splicing, via spliceosome.